Trematosphaeria pertusa is the source of this 1410-nucleotide messenger RNA. RefSeq lists its product as uncharacterized. The transcript has a single exon. Bases 178 to 1176 code for a protein of 332 amino acids. NCBI's taxonomy places the organism in Eukaryota, Fungi, Ascomycota, Dothideomycetes, Pleosporales, Trematosphaeriaceae. The record is from RefSeq and is a predicted model, not a curated record.
GGCAGGUACAAUGUCACGAGCCAUAUAGGGUACAGGUGGCCACAGAUCCUGGUGGAAUGGCUGAUUUUGGAGUUCGGUGGCCCUUGCCGCACUGUGAUUUAGCUCAGUCGACUAGACGCGCUGCUAGAAGAGUACCCUCUGUACGUACGGCUGGUUGGCAUAUUCGAGAAUUAUACCAUGUCGACGACGACAAACCAGAUCGGAGAAAAAGGGAGCCCAGAGGAAGCGCCAGGAAAACAAGCGGACGGUCCGGAUGCCCCCAGCGUUGCUGACCCAAAAUCGCCUACGGACAACAACAACAACAACAACAACAACGCUACUGAAGGCAAGAUCACAGCUGUCAUUGCGCAGAAUGGGAAUGACUUUGGUGAGCCGACGAAGUCUACAGCUAAAGCUUCUGAGCCAGAACGCGCAGAGAGCAAUGCGGCAGCAUUGAAGCCGGAUAUGGACCAGGAAGAAAGUGGCGACGAGCACCUGGAAAAGGUAGACGAAUUUGUGGACGACGCCGUGUUUUGGGCAAACAAAUCAGCCCCAAAGGGACGACGAGAGACGAAAAAGAGGGCAGAUGUGCGACUCAAGCAAAAUCUAAAGCAUGACGUGCUGACAGAAAUCCGCAUGUCGCGUCUGGAAGAGAGAAUGGAUGCCCUAGAGAAGCGUGACCCAUCUCCAGAGACACCCAAAUCAGUUCCAAAGAGACUGCCCGCAAUCCCGAAGGUGAAUCUGGUCAGCUGGGUAGAUUUCAAGAACCUGCGCGACAGGAAAGAACCUCACCACGCAGUGGACAUUUUACGUGGAGAGCCACUGCUGUUCCACCAGCGUCAGAAGCAGAUCGUCGACAUGGAGACCAUGAAGAAUGGACUGGAUCCCGCAAGCGCGUCAGGGCCGCUGCAACUCUCAAGCAUACCGGAACGUAUUCGAAUAAACUCCUUACCCUUACUUCGAAUUGUGCAGAAGAUUAUUGGAGCAUACGCGUAUGACCGCUCGGAGAGGCCAGUAGUGAUGAUACGUCCCUUCAAGCCUCUGUUCUAUCAUCUUCGGGAGUUUCGGGAGCACGCAACUUAUCUACGACGAAAGUUCGUCGAAUCCGCCCAGGAGGAUAUGGGCGACGGAGAUCAAAACCCUUUGUCGCUUUCUGAAAAGAUACGUCACGGGCCUGACCGCGACUACUUCUGUUAGCUGACAAUAUACAGGAGGAGAAGACAGACGCCGAGCUGAUCGAGUCAAACGAAGCGAGAGAAGACCUGGAGUGCCUUAUUGCAUUCCUCGACAGUUGCUCCCAAUACGUAUCCUAUUUAGAAGCAGACACGAACAAGGAUCCAAGUGUUCGAUACGAAGACCUUUGGCACCUGUUCAAGCCGGGAACCUAUGUUAUAUCGAAGGAGGGCCCCCAAACUCUUUGGAGAGUUCUCC